UCUAUAAGAAAAAGGUUGAGGAGGAAGCUCACAUCUCCCCUCCCCUUUCCUCUUCAUCAAGCAGCUGAUUCUCAUUCACUCUCACUCGCUCGCUCACUCACUGACUCACUCAUCUCACAGUUCUUCACACCACAGGUGCGUUCCAUUUGACUAUGUCGGACCCGCCGGAGCGCUCCGUGGACUGGACCUUGCUACCCGAGGGACUCCUCGGCUCGGUCCUUCAAAAGCUUCCAAGCGUCCAUGACUAUGUCCGGUUCGCCUCUGUAUGCAAGAACUGGCUCACAGUCGCUCGCCAUCAGAGCAACGAACGGCUUGGGGAUGCCACCCGGAGACAGCUUCCUCUGCUGCUGAUGCCCACGGCAGACAACAGCGAGACGCACCGCGCCCUGUACGAUGUAGCUCGGGGCAGGGUCCUUGGGUCCCGUUGGCACGUGCCUUAUAACAUGAGGUGCUGCGGGUCGUCGUUUGGAUGGUUGAUCUUUGCCGAGGAGACCCUCGAGCUGAUUCUCUUCAACCCCUCGUUCGGGGAGACCAUCCGCCUCCCUCGAGUCAUUAGGCCACCGACCAAGGAAGAAAUCGGUGACUCGUACUACAACCAUGAGUAUGAGUUUGCUAAAGUGGUCCUCUCUGCAGACCCAUCCAUGGCCCCGGACACCUAUGAGGUCGCAGUCCUGAACGAGUUAACCGGGAGCAUCUUAUUCUUCCGAUCGGGAGACGAAGUGUGGCUCAAUAUUGGCACUCCGGAGGAAGAUGGGCAGUUUCAGGACAUUAUCUACUACAGGGGCAGACUCUAUGCGACUAACGGGCGUGGCUUGGUGCUCUCCUUCGAGUUCCACAGGGGGGACAACCACCCAAAGGACUCGUCGGCUCUAGCGCGUACUAUCGCCGAUCUGACUCUUAGGGGUGAUCCUGAUAAGUCCUACCUAGCGGAAUCUCUUUCAGGCCAUCUUUUGCUCGUCAGGAGGUUCAUGAAUGAUUAUCUGAGUGGCUUUGCUGGUGGUGUAUUUGAGAUCGGAGGCAAUGAGUACAAGUUCGACUCGGAUAAACAGCCACUCACAUCGAGCUUCCAUGUUUACAAGCUUAUUCCCGUGACGGAGGACGAGCACGGUCUAGGCCAUUGCCAUUCAAAGCGUUUGACGAUGCUUGCUGAUGAAGCUCUCUUUCUAGGGCACUGCCACUCAAUGUCGGUCUCGGCGUCAGAAUACCCAGGCUGCAAGCCCAACUCGGUUUACUUCAUGGACGAUUACCUGGACGACCCACCGCCAUAUCAGCCCCUUGGAGCAAUUGACAUUGGCGUGUUCAGCCUCGAAGAUGAGCACAUCGAGCGGCUUAACCUGAUAGAUCCAUCCCAGAGCCACAUGCCACCACCGAUUUGGAUUGCACCGAAAGCUAAGAUUAGUUAAACCAGGCAGCCCUCUUUCUCAGGUUCAAAUGUUCGAUUUACCAUCUCCUAUGAAAUCUAUUAGUCCACUGCAUGCCAAACAUAGGAUAGACAGUACCAUCAUAUUUUAGGUAAGUCGUAUGUGGCAGAUACUAUUAUCAUAGCGUCAUCAUAUCUUAGUUAUGUCGUACUUUAUCGAACUUUGGACAAUCUAUCAUUUACUUAAA
Punica granatum (pomegranate) is the source of this 1608-nucleotide messenger RNA. NCBI's taxonomy places the organism in Eukaryota, Viridiplantae, Streptophyta, Magnoliopsida, Myrtales, Lythraceae. The record is from RefSeq and is a predicted model, not a curated record.